AGCAGGAAGAAGAGAGAUAAACGCGGAACGAAGAGUCGCGAGCUUAUCGUUAGAGCGCGUGCUGGUCGGUAGGCUCGAUUACGAUUAAGUAAUAACGACGCGAGACAACACGCGGGCUGAUACAGUCGCAUAGUAACGUUCGCCGGCGUCGAACGCGCGCGGCCACGAUUCGAAUUUCCCGCGUCUCGCAGGGAGCGCCAAUCGCGGGGCAGGUUGCCCGUAGGCGCGUAACCGCCAAUCGUUCGUGAUGCUGCACACGAGGACGUUCGCCGUCGUCGCAGCGUCGCCUCUGCCCGUGGAAAAUGUCCUGUCGAAAUGGUUGCCCCGCGUGUUCGCCGGCCAUCUUGUGUCCACGCGCUCCAUCGGCGACCGUGCCCUUAACCAUGGACAGAUAUCUCGCGAGGUCAUGCUGCAGAACUACCAGAAGAUGCGACAGAAGUACCAGUCGAAAAAGCUUCCUCAAGAUGUGAACCCAAAAGGAGUAUUCGCCUGCAACGAACUGGACUUAAGGGAGGUUAACGUGUAUGGAUUCGAUUAUGAUUACACGUUGGCUUGUUACAAACCAUCCAUGGACUACCUAUUAUACAACCUUGGCCGUGACAUGCUCAUUCAAAAGUACAAGUACCCGGAGGGAAUCAGCAAGCUCGAGUACAAGAAGGAUUUCGCCGUUCGUGGCCUCCAUUAUGACAUCGAAAAGGGUUUACUCCUGAAACUCGACAGCUUUUUGCAAAUUCAAUUUGGCACCGUUUACCGCGGUUUACACCCACUACCCGACGACGAGGUACUCAGGCUCUACAAGAACAGGAUAAUACCGAUCGCUUACGUAGAAGCACCCCAUAAACAUUCUCAUAAAGAUACUCCACAUCGAACGAAAAUGGUGCAAUUAGCUGAUUUAUUCUCGGUGCCCGAAAUGUGUCUUCUGUGCAACGUCACGGAAUACUUUCUUAGGAACCAUAUCGAUUAUCAUCCUGAAAUACUUUUUAGAGAUGUGAAGAACUCCGUUCAGAGCUGCCACCCCAUAAUGCAUGGAAUGGUCGUACAAAAUGUCUCCGACUAUCUCGAACAAAACAAGGAUCUAAAAAGGUUCUUCGACCGACUCAAAGCUGCCGAGAAAAUGAUGUUUUUAGUUACAAAUAGUCCUUUCCACUUUGUAGAUACUGGAAUGAGAUUCCUAGUGGGAGAUAACUGGAAAGAUUAUUUCGAUGUGGUGAUAGUUCAAGCGAGGAAGCCAAAAUUUUUCACGGAGGAAUCUCGACCUCUACGAAUUUACGACGAAGUGAACCGAACACAGUUAUGGGAUCGAGUUACGAAACUAGAGAAGGGUGUUAUUUAUCUAGAAGGUACAGUUAAGCAACUGCAGGAUAUGACCGGUUGGCGAGGGCAACAUGUAUUGUACUUUGGAGAUCACCCUUACAGCGACUUAGCUGACGUAACUUUGGAACAUGGCUGGCGAACUGGUGCCAUAAUCAAAGAAUUAACGCACGAGAUAGCAACACUGAACAACCCAAAGUUCAAAGAGAACGCGAACUGGCUACAAAUGUUGACUGGUUUGAUCGAGGAUCAUCAGGAUUACACAGGACCGGAUGUGCAAGGUGUAUUGGACGAAUGGAUCAAGGAACGGGAUCAACUGAGAAACGAAAUAAAACGAGUGUUUAAUAAACAAUUUGGAUCUGUAUUCAGAACGUAUCAUAAUCCUACAUACUUUUCGAGACGGCUUUUUAGGUUCGCAGAUAUUUACAUGAGCUCGAUUACAAAUUUAUUAGAAUACUCAACCAGCCAUACGUUUUAUCCGAGAAGAGGCGUGAUGCCGCACGAAUAUACAAGUUACUUCGUAUAAUGUAUAGUUCUAGGUUUAAGCUUGUAACUAGAUUUAUAUUUUGUGUUUUUGGAACGCGUUAAAAUCAAAAACUGCGUCUACACAUAUACUGUAUACUGUGUAACGUUAUACUCAUAGGUUAUGAGAUUUAUUUAAACAAAAAUUAUGUGACAAUUGUAGACAUAGGUCCAUGUAAAUAACUCUGAUCAUACACUGUCAAAAUAAUACCAAAAGAAUUUGUGAUCUUCUAUCACUUAAAUAGCUGUUCAUUUCAGUAAAAAAAUCAGACAGAAUAUUUUAUUGUAAAAUAAUUGUAAAAAUCAAGUUGUAAAACACUGUUGUAUGCCUUUUAAUUUUGUUGUAUAGUGUAGACGCAGAAAAAAUGGAGCAACAAUCAGAAAUGACCCAAUUAAAAUUUCCCCAAAAUAGCGCAUUUUCAAUUUAUGUAAAUAAAAAGAGAAUGUUAGACUGUUUAACGUAUUAGUAAAUAUUUGCAGUGAUAUUUUGUUCAGGAUAUUUUAUUGUAGAUAAAAUUUAUGUUUAUUUGUUUAACUCUGUCGUUACGGGAGCGUAUAUGUACGUCCUUUAGAAACAGAUGAAUAUUUACGUAUACGUACGCUCUUGAAGAACGUACUGUUGAUUUUUAAGAUCAAACUAGUAUUAAUUGUUAACUUAGAGAAAAUGUUUAUCAAGUGUUCGAAAUUCUUUGAUUUUUAUGGAGCUUGGAUGUCGUGUGACAGGGGCGGAUGCAGAGGGGCAAUGGAAGCAUCUUUCAAAAAAUUAUAAAAGAUUUUAAAAAUUCAUUUAUACUCAUAGUUUUUGUAAUUUUGUAUUACAAUUUGGU
This is a messenger RNA of Megachile rotundata (alfalfa leafcutting bee), 2660 nucleotides long. It is a transcript of the gene Nt5c, whose product is annotated as 5' nucleotidase C. The record is from RefSeq and is a predicted model, not a curated record. Gene Ontology annotation, molecular function: 5'-nucleotidase activity. Lineage: Eukaryota; Metazoa; Arthropoda; Insecta; Hymenoptera; Megachilidae.